UCGAACACAGUGACGGCACUACUACAUCAGCGUCAGCUGGGACUCUCGAAUGCACAAAAACUCCGUAUGAAGGCUUCUGACAACCUCGAAUUAUCCAAUAAAUACAGAGGCGCUUCCGGUGAUGUGAUUGUUCUGGGCUGGUCGCCCGAUGGCACCAGGUUCGCAGCCGGGGCAGCGGCGCAGGCUGAUGUACACAACAUGUCGUAUAAUCGUAACAAUAAUCUGCUUCUUGGAGACUUGGCCCGGAACUCAUUGGAGGAGUUACCAGAGCAUUGGGUGCGUCGACCGCGGGGCGGGACAGCCGAAAGUCCUGACUUGCAAGACCCUCGUCUGUUCAUGAGUGUUACAGCUAUCGAGUGGUGGGAAGACGCUCUGUUUACGGCGAGUUAUGACCGCACUGUCAAGCUGUGGCAAUGCUCAAGUCGAGGGGCAAUGUGCUAUAGAACAUUACGGCAUGAUAGCCAGGUGGAAGUCAUGGCUCGCUCGAAAUACAUGCCUGAUCUACUAGCAACAGGGACCCGCUCGAUCGGCCUCUGGAAAUUGGGUGAAAUGGAAUAUGCAGCCCUCGAAACCCGCAAACCCCGUUCGAACAAGGCCCUUGAGUUGGUGCCUUCGUCGCUGGCCUGGGGCACGAUUCCAGCGACUGGGAAUAUCCUCCUCGCAGGCUUGUCUGAGAAGGGAUACGAGGGUCUAACUCCUGAUGGCCAGUUGGCAGGCUGGCAAGUGGCCGAGUCUUCCAUCACGACUCUGAACUUUCUACCCAACUCGCAAAACGUGUUCGACAUUAAAUGGCACCCUACUUUGCCGGUGGCUGCUGUGGCUAAUUACAUUGGCCACACAUUGAACAAGGCAUCUAAGGGGAGCAAAACUUCUGUUCGCAUAUACGAGCCGCUGACGUCGAAAGUGACUGUCAUGGAGUUUGAAUGUCCUGCGCUGGAUAUUAAUGAUGUGACCUUUUGCCCGAUGAACACGAACUACAUCACCGCGAGCUGCACCGAUGGUGCUACGUAUAUCUGGGAUUUUCGAAACCCGGCAGACAUAUUGCACAAGCUACAGCAUGGUGAACCGCUCAGUCCGACGAAUGAUAAUUUACCCCGCGAACAAACCGAUGUUGGUGUUAGAACGGCUCUCUGGGGCGAGACGGUCCGAGAUUUCUACAGUGGAGGUUCCGACGGUGUGCUUAAGAAAUGGGAUAUUCUCCGGGCCCCAGAGGAUGUUUUGGACAAGGACAUGGCAGAUCUGAAAGAGGAGAUCAUGAGCCUCUCUUUCUCGCCUGAUAAGACCAAUCUCCUAGUAGGAGAUGCAGCUGGCGGCAUUCAAAUUCUCUCUUCGGCGCCCUUCUCGCGCACGGACCGUGUUACGAUGGACUACAAGCCUGCAUCCGAACCGCAAAAUGCCAUGCAAACAGAAACUCCUGAGUCGGGAGUCGCCAUCGGUGCCGAGUUACUGCGCUCCGGCCAGCUAGAGCGGCACCCCAUCUAUGGCGUGGGCAAAGGUCCGUAUUACGAUGGGCCGUUCGCCGCGUGGGCCCGGCCAGAAAAUACGCCAUUGGAGGAAGUAGCCUACACCAUGCUGGCGGAGAACUGGCAGGUUCUGCAGCUCGACGGACUCGAUCCCAGGUAUCGCAUCGGGCUGGAGGAGAAAGAACGUGAACAAGUCGAAACUCAACGGAGGAUAGCACAGAUGCGCAACCAGCGGGCUGGUCAGAAAAAACGGGGUCUUGAAGAGGCCAAGGACAUCAUCAACCUGUGCAGCGAUGAAGACUCGGAAGUCUCAGAGCCACCUUUUCAGCCUAAGCGACGGUCGGCAAAGGCCAAGGUCAAGGUUGUAGCUGUAGAGGUGAUUGAUCUGACGGCAGAUACUAUACAGACUGCUGAAGUUCCGGUCAUGCCUACUUCAGUUCCCACUCGUUUCUGGAGUCCAGUGGACGAAGAACUCAGCGAGGCGCUAGAGGACGAUUUCUGGUGGCCGCCUAACGAAGCUGUGGAUGCAAAUAUUCAAGAUAGUGAAUGA
Molecule: messenger RNA, 2013 nt
Organism: Aspergillus saccharolyticus JOP 1030-1
Lineage: Eukaryota; Fungi; Ascomycota; Eurotiomycetes; Eurotiales; Aspergillaceae
Product: WD repeat protein
Exons: 1
Biological process (GO): regulation of actin cytoskeleton organization; TOR signaling
Cellular component (GO): TORC1 complex; TORC2 complex
Molecular function (GO): protein binding
Source: RefSeq, a predicted model, not a curated record